AUGGCGGUACCUUUUAUUGUUCAGUGGCUGGAGUUGCAGGAAGAGCGGCAGUUUUGUGAGCAUCGCGAUGCGUUCCAGAUGCCCGAGGAAAUGUUCCGGUCUCGGUAUCGACUGAGUAAGGACUUGGCACGGUGGUUGUGUGAAGAGCUUCGUCCGGUGCUUGUGCAGGAGCGAGUGAACACUCGCACAGCGUUGACUGUAGAAGUUCAAGUUCUGUGCGCACUUCGCUUCCUUGCCACAGGCGCAUUUCAAGGUGCUAUUGCCAGUGACGAAGACUGUAGGUUCCAGGGCUGCGUCGGAGCUGUGGACGGCACAUUUGUGUGCAUUCGCGCACUAUCGGAGAGGGACGAUGCCAACAAGGCGGCUUACUUCUGCCGGAAAGGCUAUUACGCCUUGAACGUCGUGGUGGUGUGUGAUGCGAACCUCAGAAUAACUGCCCUCGAAACCUCAUACCCAGGAUCUGUGCACGACUCUUUUGUGUGGAAAGCAUCAAGCCUCUACGCAGAGCGCCGAUCUGGGAGCCUGCUUCAUGGUGGUGAAUACCUGCUUGGUGACAGCGCCUAUCCGCUCCAGCCAUGGCUUGUCACACCUGUUCCUGGGAGCCACAUUUCUGGUAGCCCCGCAGCCAUAAUUAACGCUGCCCACUCAUCACUGCGCUCACUUGUGGAACGCAGUAUUGGGGUCCUCAAGAUGCGCUUCAGGUGUCUGCAACGGCACCGCGCGCUCUACCGUGGGCCAGUGUUCACGUCAAAAAUCACUGAAGCUUGCGCAGUGCUGCACAACUUGUGCGUGCGCGCUGAGCUUCCAGAGCCAGAUUGCACCUCUGGGAUCGACGACUUUGACGGAGACGUGAACGCAUACGAUGACAGCGAAGAUGUGACGGUGGCAACACUCUACAGGUGCCGCGAUACUUAUGCUGCCCGCAACGUCUCCACACUCCUGCGGCACUGGCUCAAGCUGGGGGCUUGCAUGGGCAGUCUGUGA
Molecule: messenger RNA, 984 nt
Organism: Dermacentor albipictus
Lineage: Eukaryota; Metazoa; Arthropoda; Arachnida; Ixodida; Ixodidae
Product: putative nuclease HARBI1
Source: RefSeq, a predicted model, not a curated record